Arachis stenosperma is the source of this 2520-nucleotide messenger RNA. Its product is annotated as general transcription and DNA repair factor IIH helicase subunit XPB1-like. The record is from RefSeq and is a predicted model, not a curated record. Gene Ontology annotation, molecular function: DNA binding; 3'-5' DNA helicase activity; ATP binding. Gene Ontology annotation, cellular component: transcription factor TFIIH holo complex; nucleotide-excision repair factor 3 complex; transcription preinitiation complex. Gene Ontology annotation, biological process: transcription initiation at RNA polymerase II promoter; nucleotide-excision repair. Lineage: Eukaryota; Viridiplantae; Streptophyta; Magnoliopsida; Fabales; Fabaceae. The transcript is spliced from 20 exons. Bases 166 to 2463 code for a protein of 765 amino acids.
GGUUGUCUGAAACUUGGUUCGUUCAUUCUCUCGUUCAGGUUCUAUUUUCUUCAUCCUUGGCAAUUCAUCAAUCUGAGUCGGUUCCGUGCGAAUCACUGAUCGGAAAGAAGAAAGCGUUUUAAAAGAAUUCGAAUUAAAUUAACAAAAUUUUCAUACCCUAAUCUAAUGGGACAACACGGACACGGUGAUAAGGGCCGACCCUUCAAAAAGUUCAAGCCCUCUAACAAAUUCGAAGAUAGCAGCAAAAGAGGAUUCGAUGACGAUGACGUUUAUGGCGGCGACGAUGCACACGACGAGGAUGAUGGCAAAGUCAAAGAUUUUAGCAAAUUAGAGCUGAAACCGGAUCACCUCAAUCGUCCUCUCUGGGCCUGUGGCAAUGGCCGCAUAUUCCUUGAGACCUUCUCUCCUUUGUACAAGCAAGCUUAUGAUUUUCUUAUUGCCAUUGCCGAACCCGUUUGCAGGCCGGAGUCUAUGCAUGAAUACAACCUUACACCACACUCGCUGUAUGCUGCUGUUUCUGUUGGUCUGGAAACAGAAACUAUCAUAUCCGUUUUGAACAAGUUAUCAAAGACCAAGCUUCCCAAAGAGAUGAUUAGUUUCAUACAUGAUUCCACUGCUAAUUAUGGUAAAGUGAAGCUGGUGCUCAAGAAGAAUCGCUACUUUAUUGAAUCUCCAUUUCCUGAGGUAUUGAAGACAUUGCUUAAAGAUGAAGUCAUAUCUCGAGCAAGAAUUACUUCUGAGGGUACAAAUGGGGAUGGAUUUACAAUUAGCAAAGCAGCAGGUGAAAUUGAAGGCAGACAUGACGAGUUGCUAAAUGAAGCCGAGGUGGCAGCAGCUGCUGAAGAGAAAGAAACUCAUGCUUUUGAAAUUAAUCCUUCUCAGGUUGAAAAUGUAAAGCAACGGUGCUUGCCAAAUGCAUUAAAUUAUCCCAUGUUGGAGGAGUAUGAUUUCAGAAAUGAUACAGUGAACCCUGACCUUGACAUGGAACUAAAGCCUCAAGCACAACCACGACCUUAUCAAGAGAAGAGCCUUAGCAAAAUGUUUGGAAAUGGUAGAGCAAGAUCUGGUAUAAUAGUCCUGCCUUGUGGUGCUGGAAAGUCCCUGGUUGGUGUAUCUGCAGCUAGCCGGAUCAAGAAGAGUUGCCUUUGUUUGGCAACAAAUGCUGUCUCUGUAGAUCAGUGGGCUUUUCAGUUUAAACUAUGGUCAACUAUCCGAGAGGAAAAUAUUUGCCGUUUUACAUCUGAUAGCAAAGAGAGAUUCCGUGGUAAUGCUGGAGUUGUUGUGACAACAUAUAAUAUGGUUGCUUUUGGUGGUAAACGGUCUGAAGAAUCUGAAAAGAUCAUUGAAGAAAUAAGAAACAGAGAAUGGGGAUUACUCCUUAUGGAUGAGGUGCAUGUGGUUCCAGCCCAUAUGUUUCGAAAAGUCAUUAGUAUCACUAAAUCUCACUGCAAACUUGGGCUAACAGCUACACUUGUGAGAGAGGAUGAAAGGAUUACAGAUCUCAACUUCCUAAUUGGUCCCAAGCUGUAUGAGGCAAAUUGGUUAGACUUAGUAAAAGGUGGAUUUAUUGCAAAUGUUCAGUGUGCUGAAGUAUGGUGUCCAAUGACAAGAGAGUUUUUUGCUGAGUAUCUGAAGAAAGAGAAUUCCAAGAAGAGGCAGGCACUUUAUGUGAUGAAUCCAAAUAAGUUCAGAGCUUGUGAAUUUCUUAUAAAUUACCAUGAAAGGGCACGUGGUGAUAAAAUUAUUGUCUUUGCUGAUAAUCUUUUCGCUCUCACUGAGUAUGCCAUGAAACUCCGCAAACCAAUGAUAUAUGGUGCUACAAGCCAUGUUGAGAGGACGAAAAUUCUACAAGCAUUCAAAACUAGCAAAGACGUCAACACUGUUUUUCUUUCGAAGGUGGGUGACAACUCAAUUGAUAUUCCCGAAGCAAAUGUGAUAAUUCAAAUUUCUUCGCAUGCUGGUUCUAGGCGUCAAGAAGCCCAGCGUCUAGGUCGUAUUCUUAGGGCCAAGGGAAAGCUUCAGGAUAGGAUGGCAGGCGGUAAAGAAGAGUAUAAUGCAUUUUUUUAUUCCCUUGUCUCAACUGAUACCCAGGAGAUGUAUUACUCGACUAAAAGGCAACAAUUUUUAAUUGAUCAGGGUUAUAGCUUUAAGGUAAUUACAAGCUUGCCUCCACCUGAUGAAGGGCCGCGAUUAAGCUAUCAUCAUCUUGAUGAUCAACUUGCACUUCUUUCAAAGGUAUUGAGUGCUGGUGAUGAUGCAGUGGGGCUAGAACAGCUAGAAGAAGAUACAGAUGAAAUAGCUCUCCGCCAUGCCCGUCGUUCUCAAGGAUCAAUGAGUGCAAUGUCAGGUGCAAAGGGGAUGGUUUACAUGGAGUACAGUACUGGCAAAGGCAAAGCACCUGUUAAGAACAAGCCAAAAGACCCAUCAAAGAGACACCACUUAUUCAGAAAGCGAUUUGGUUGAAAUCGAAAUAGCUGAUGGAAUGGGAGAGAAGAUGGCGCUUAGGCAUGGAGCACUAAA